AUGGCGGCCACCUCGGAAUCCAACCUCAAGCUGGCGCUGGCCAUUGGCCACGAGUUUGUCAAGACGUACUAUCAGGCUCUGCAUGAGCACGCGGAGGACGCUGAUAAGCUCGUCAAGCUUUACAUGCAUGAUGCCGUCAUGGUGCAUGGUGAGGAGGCCGAUACGAUCAAGCCUGUCCACUCGGCUGAUCAAAUCAAGCAGGUCAUCAAAGAUCUGGGCUUCUGGAAGCCUCGUACAGAGGUCUCCCACCUUGACGCUCAGAUGACCAUUGACCGUGGUGUUGUCCUUCACGUCCUGGGCUGGCUCAGCGCCAACUCAACCCAGCUCCCGGCCACAAAGCGCAAGUUUACUCAGGUUUUCGUUCUCAAGCACGUCGGUCAGCAGGGAUACGCCAUCCAGAACGAUAUGUUCCGUUAUCUCAAGGAGGAGGAUGAACCUGCGCCCACCGUGCCGGCUGCCCACCCAGCUGCCAAGGAGCAGGUCAUGAACGGUCAUGUGGCCGCACCUGCCGCACCCACUGUUGAGGCUGCGCCCGCUGCUGAGCAGGCCGCCCCUGCCGCCAAGCCCGCCAAGGCUCAGGAGGCCAAGCCCGCCAAGGAGACCAAGCCCGCCAAGGCCCAGGAGGCCAAGCCUCCAAAGGAGACCAAGCCCGCCAAGGCUCAAGCCGACUCGACGCCCAAGUCCGCCAAGCCUCAGGCUGAGACUGCCAAGUCCGCCAAGCCUCAGGCAGCCAAGGCUCCAGCCUCUGAGCCCGCCAAGACUCAGGCUGCCCCGGAACCCAAGGCUCCUGCCGCAACGCUCUCUUGGGCUGGCCGUGCGGCUGCCCAGCCUGCCCAGUCCACCACUGCGGCGGCUCCUGCGGCUGCUGCUCGCCGUGCUGCCCCUGCUGCCAAGACGGCUCCCGCUGCUGCUCCCGCCGCUGCCCAGCCUGCCGCUCCUGCCGAUGCCGCAACCCCCGCUGCUGACGCGGCCGAUGAGGCAACAGAUGGUGAUCGCACGCGUGCUCCCCGCUCAGGUGGUCGCAAGCCCUCGACCAAGGCCGAGGAGGCUCCCUUGAGCCAUGGCAUUUACAUUCCAAAUGUGCCCGAGAGCGGCACUCAGGAAUUGAAGCUCGAGAAUGUGACCCUCGUGGUCCAGGAGCGCAAGGAGCGCCGAUCAGACCCACGUGGUCGCAGUGGAGUCUUUUCGGUGCCACCGCUUCUUUGCCCCAACCAGCUCAACGAGAUCCUUGUAUCAGGCAACGGCUUUCAGUAUCCUGUUGGUGGAUGCCAAUGCAUGUUGACGGCGACGACCAUCACACUUUUGGCGGCGACGACAACAGCAGUGACAGAGAUUGAUGAUGAAAAAUGACGACUGAAAACCAAGAAAAGAAAAAAGAAAAAAUGAAAUUCCCGGGCUAUUACAUGUUCUUGCUCGUCAUGAGACUCCUGCAACCGAGGACUCGUGUUCUGCAAGACCUCUUGUUUGUUUGUUUCCUGAUAGUUUAUCCGCCGGUACAGAGCGCGACAGCCUCUUAGCGAGACUUGUCUACUGUCUUUCUGUUGCGCGGGUGUUCUGCGCGUCAGUGACGCUAGUGCUUUCUCCUUCGGCCCCCGAACCACGCGGAGAAAGCGCAUGUUUUGCACAUUUUUGUCCCUGCCUUGCCUCCCACCGUGUUCCGGCUUCUACCUCGCCUCUUGCCUUAUGCCCUUUCCCACACCCCCAUGUUCGUUUCACCCUAGUCAAGACUUGACUUUGCCCAAGGCAAAUCAAGUCGAGACAAACAUUCCCUUCUUGAAUU
Monosiga brevicollis MX1 is the source of this 1780-nucleotide messenger RNA. RefSeq lists its product as uncharacterized. The record is from RefSeq and is a predicted model, not a curated record. The coding region runs from base 1 to 1350 and encodes 449 amino acids. The transcript is spliced from 6 exons. Gene Ontology annotation, molecular function: mRNA binding. Lineage: Eukaryota; Choanoflagellata; Craspedida; Salpingoecidae. Gene Ontology annotation, cellular component: cytosol; ribonucleoprotein complex.